Molecule: messenger RNA, 2638 nt
Organism: Hemibagrus wyckioides
Lineage: Eukaryota; Metazoa; Chordata; Actinopteri; Siluriformes; Bagridae
Gene: tm9sf4
Product: transmembrane 9 superfamily protein member 4
Exons: 18
Coding region: 16-1974 (652 amino acids)
Biological process (GO): protein localization to membrane
Cellular component (GO): membrane
Source: RefSeq, a predicted model, not a curated record
CCGGUGACGUCACGAAUGACACGUGUAUUCAAGAUGGCGGCCGCGAUGGAGUCGUGGGUCGUGCUGCUGUUCCUGUCCCUGCUUCCUGUGGUCAAGCCGUUCUAUGUGCCUGGUGUUGCACCUAUUGAUUUCCAUCAGAGUGAUAUCGUUGAGAUCAAGGCAGUAAAGCUCACCAGUUCCAGGACCCAGCUACCCUACGAGUACUACUCGCUUCCCUUCUGUCGACCCACAAGCAUCGUGUACAAAGCCGAGAACUUGGGCGAGGUUUUACGAGGCGAUCGUAUCGUGAACACACCGUACCAGGUGAAGAUGAACCAGAACAAGAAGUGUGAGCUGGUGUGUUCGAAACCUGGGCAGCCCAUUAAACUUGGCGUGGCCGAAAGCAAGCUGAUUGCCGAGCGCAUCCAAGAGGAGUACUACGUCCACCUAAUUGCAGACAAUCUUCCUGUGGCCACCAGGCUGGAGUUUUACCCAAACAGAGAAGCAGGAACCGAUGAGGAACAGAAGAAAGACAUAGUAAAAGAUGUCCAGUUUGAACAUGGCUACAGACUGGGCUUCGCUGACAGUAACAAGUUCUACUUGCACAACCACCUGUCCUUCAUUCUGUACUACCACAAAGAGAAGGUGGAGGAGGAAGAGGAGCACACUUACCGUGUUGUACGAUUUGAGGUGGUGCCACAGAGCAUCAAGCUCGAAGACCUGAAAACCGAAUCGAAUGGUGCGUGCACGUUACCGGAGGCGAGUGGUUCCGCUCCUCAGGAGAUCGAUCCAUCCAAAGAGAACAACGUUCUCUUCACCUACUCCGUGCACUGGGAGGAGAGCCAGGUGAAGUGGGCGUCUCGCUGGGACACCUACCUCACUAUGAGUGAUGUACAGAUUCACUGGUUCUCCAUCGUGAACUCCGUGGUGGUUGUAUUCUUCUUGUCAGGCAUCCUGAGUAUGAUCAUCAUCAGGACCCUGAGGAAAGACAUAGCAAACUACAACAGAGAGGACGACAUCGAGGACACUAUGGAAGAAUCCGGCUGGAAGAACGUGCACGGAGAUGUUUUCCGGCCACCUCAGUAUCCCAUGAUCCUAAGCUCUCUGCUAGGCUCUGGGAUUCAGCUCUUUUGUAUGAUCCUCAUCGUUAUCUUUGUGGCCAUGCUAGGCAUGUUGUCUCCAUCUAGUCGGGGGGCUCUGAUGACCACUGCCUGCUUCCUCUUUAUGUUUAUGGGCGUGUUUGGUGGCUACUUUGCUGGCCGUCUGUACCGCACUCUGAAAGGUCACAGAUGGAAGAAAGGAGCUUUCUGUACUGCGACCCUGUACCCUGCAGUAGUGUUUUCGAUCUGUUUUGUUCUGAACUGUUUUAUCUGGGGAGAGCACUCCUCAGGGGCUGUACCAUUUACUACAAUGCUGGCUCUGUUGUGUAUGUGGUUCGGUAUCUCAAUGCCGCUUGUCUAUUUGGGCUACUACUUCGGCUUCCGCAAGCAGCCCUACGACAACCCUGUGCGCACCAACCAGAUCCCACGGCAAGUUCCAGAGCAGCGCUGGUAUAUGAACAAGUUUGUAGGGAUCCUGAUGGCCGGCAUUCUCCCCUUUGGUGCAAUGUUUAUUGAGCUCUUCUUCAUCUUCAGCGCUAUCUGGGAGAACCAGUUUUACUAUUUGUUUGGCUUCCUCUUCCUGGUCUUCAUCAUCUUGGUGGUGUCCUGUUCCCAGAUCAGUAUUGUCAUGGUCUACUUCCAGCUCUGUGCAGAGGACUACCGGUGGUGGUGGAGGACCUUCAUAGUGUCAGGAGGUUCUGCCUUUUACGUGCUCAUCUACGCCAUUUUCUACUUCGUUAAUAAGCUGGACAUUGUGGAGUUCAUUCCCUCCUUGCUGUAUUUCGGCUACACCACCCUGAUGGUUAUAUCCUUCUGGCUCCUGACGGGAACGAUCGGCUUUUACGCAGCCUACAUGUUCAUACGCAAAAUCUAUGCCGCCGUCAAAAUCGACUGAACUGCUAGCCUUCGUCAUUUUGUUACCUUUCUUUCCUUUCUUUAUUCCUUUUUUUUUUUAUUUUUUUUUUAAGUUUUACCUUCUGGUUUGGCAAGCAAGCACUGAAACCAGCGUGAGUUGUACGAGUGUGUGUAGCCGUUUCACGCCACGCUAUGUGUGCGGCUCAGCCCCCUGUGGACCGGAGGAGAAAACAAAAGUGUUUUGUGCACAGAAAAGUCGGCCAAUCGCUCGGAAGCUCCUCCGCUGAAACGGAGAAUUCAUCGAUAUAAAUGUGUCUUCAUUUUUUUUUAUUAUUAUUAUUUAAUUCUGACUUUCUUGUUGCACACAUCACAUGGGCCAAAGUAUACUGAGUGAUAUUAUUUACUUGUCUUUAUUUUUGUCGUCAUUGGAAUAAGGGUGAGACAGUAAACAUGAUUAUAUCCUUUUACAGACCAUAGUCAUUUUAAAAAGAUUCUUAAUAAUACGUCAUUUGAACCUAUUCGGUUCAAAAACACUCGACCUUUGUACAUACGUGUGUGUGUGUGGGUGGGUGGAUGUGUGUGUGUGCGUGCGCGUGUGUGUGUAGGUGUGUGUACAGCAUGCUGGAGGCAAAAAGGAGUGUGUGAAGUGAUGCUAAAGUAAUGUGGUACUGAGAAAAUGAGAUUAAAAAAUCACAACUUCUUCA